AUGGCAAAUCCAGAUGUGGUAUGUAUGCUGCCUGCCUUUGACACCAGGGAUUGCAUCCUUCAUGGUGCUUGGGACACCUGGGGUGAGUGGCUUUGGUUUGUGUGGACUUACAGCAGUGGUUGGAAAGAAUGGUUUCCAGCCUACCAGUUUUUGAGCAGGCAUGCUAGGAUGCCUGAACACAAAGACUGGGAUAUGCGCUACAUCAAACACACCAAGAGUGAUUGGUGGUAUAACACCCUGCCACAAUACAGCAAACUAGCUGCAGUUGCUUGUUUCUUGAACCUGCUAUUGUUUUUCAAUGCCUUUGCAAUCUAA
Messenger RNA from Durusdinium trenchii, 315 nucleotides. NCBI's taxonomy places the organism in Eukaryota, Dinophyceae, Suessiales, Symbiodiniaceae. The record is from the annotation of a GenBank genome assembly.